CACAAAACAGCUUAGGGCUUUGUUUGUUGUAUGGGGAUAAUUACCUCAUUUCGGCACCGUUUAAAAGCCUUGACGCUGUUUAAUUACCCUUCUUGUGUAUAUUUGCCCUCAAAACCUGUUCCAGUAUUCUUUUGGUAGUCUCUUGGGACACAACGUUACGCUAGAUCUCCUGGAAUGUAGUGUUCAGCUGGUUAAUCUUUAAAAUCGUUUCACUCGCGAGUCGUGUUCCUUCGUCACGGUAGUGACCUCACGGUAACAUAAUCGCACCACUGCAUCACAGCAUGAGCUAAGAUCGUCUGAAGUAUUUCACGGAUUUCUCAGAAGUUACGUGAUCGAAUAGUUAGAUCAAUCGACUAUUAGAGCGGCGGUAUUCAAAACAACCUUGUAACGAAGGUAAGUAAACUUAUCUAUAAGGAAUGCGGUUGCCACUAUUUGUGUUUGAAUGAUAGCAAUCUUUUCAGGUUAUCUGUGUUUUAUAUGCAGAGCGUAAUCGAUAAUGAACCUUUGAAGUUUUCAAACAUGAAGCUUCAAAACCCUGGCGAUGUCGAAAAUUUAAAAUGGGACAUACGAAACAGCGCUCAAUACGUGAAUUUUGCUUUGUUUUCAAAGUGACAAGAGGAAAGAAAGUAAUUGUACACUAUUACAAUGUAGAACGCUUCACUACGCCAGUUGAGAGAAGGUUUUAAUUGAUAUCCUUCUAAAUCAGAAUUGAAAGGUCAGACACGGAUAUAAAAACCGAGAAUUCAUGACAAAUAAUCCGAAUAUCGUCGUAAUACUUCUUCGUGAGAGAAACCUGAGCACUUAAUCCUGAUAUGUAUUCAACGUAAUGUUCAAUCUUCGACGUAAAUCUCGAUAUAACAAGACUUAAGCAAUUGUACUUCUCUUAGCAGGUAUGGGUUAAAUUCUAACCAAAACAACCAUACUUGUUAAAAAUAGCUUUCUGCAAGAUUGGUAUUUAAUUUCCAAGGGUAGAAGGACAUCUGCCGGUUAAUUCGAGAGCAAAGCCCGCCUUCCUGAAAAGCCCAAGAGUGCGAUUAAGUAAAAACAUAAGAACGCAUUAGCAUUUAAAUUACCUAUCUUUUUUUCCCAUCCGAAAACAGUGCAACAUGUCAUUAAUGAAGGCAAGUCGUAAGAUUUACAUGUUGCGUUUGGCCCAAUUAAUGUUUUUUCACUCUAGCAGACGAGCAGAGGGCUACUGUUACUCAGGCAAAUGAUUCAUGUUGUGUACAAUUCACAUAUGUAGCAUUUCAGUCGAGAAAAUGUAUUUACAUUGUGAAAAGAAAUAUGUUUCGAUUCGUUUACAUGUAAGCCGACUGUCCCAAAAAGUUACAAAAGGUCACUAAUUAAAACGAUCAAUGAUGCAGUUUUGACGUUUUGAGAAGCUUAAUGUAUUUUCUCUGUAAAUUUGUUCUCUGUCUCAAAUUAUUUCGAGAAAAGGAAAACCGUUUGGUACUGUAAAACUCACAAGUCUUAACCAGUCUGACAUUAUUCGUACUUCAGCCAGGAAAAUUAUUUUAUCCUCAGGCCAUAGGAAAGCCUCAAGGAUCUUCGUUAUAUUUAUUAUUCCUAGGUACUCUUUCAUCAAAUUGCCUAUUCCUAAGUUACAUACAAUCUGUUGACUAUCGCCUUUGUUACCUUCGAUUGCCUUACACUUACACAAAUUACCAUAUUUAUUUUAGUGUUAAAUUCAACGAAAACAAAUAUCAGACGUCGUCUCCUUCUCCAUUGUUAUUUUUGCCGACUGAGCUUUUUUCUAAAUCACUCAAGGUUAGCACUGUUUUUUCGUCUUUUGUUUUAAUUUUUCAGCUGCUUAGGUUUUUCGGCGCAGUAUUUACAAGCGACUUUGAGGCCUGUUUCAUAGGUGAAGGGACGCGAAGAGCGUGGGUGAUAAAUCGAAGGGGAAAAACGAGGUACUGUAAAUAACAGUAAAGCCUUAGAAGACAUGGUUAAUAAGCCAUUUAAUUCGGGAAAUGACUCGUAGUCAAGCGGAAUGGCUUCUAAAGACUGGCAAUUGUAAAGAGUCUUUCAGUUUUUUGUAAGUUCUAACGUACACUUAAAAGAAAGCAAAAGGGUAAAUUUCAUUUUUCUGCGAAAGUUUAGUAGAAUUGGCGAUAAUCACAUGUAAUGUGAGUUUUUAGUAGCAAAAACAACCUAAAAUUUUUGUUCCCGAAUACAUAUACAGUCCACUGAGUUGACCAAUCACAGUGCGCGUUGUGAGAGAUACAAUAAACCCUUAUCGAUCUCGUGCUGUAACCAAAACAACUCUACUAAGUGUGAAAUAUGUUUUUCUUUUCUUAUUUAAAGAGGCUCUUUAUUCAAGAAUAGUUUAGAGUUGAAGAUGUGUGAUGGUCUUACUAGGCUGUUAAAAAUGCCAGUCGGAAAUGAAUUUUAAGCUUACCUUUAGGUCACGAAUUAGUGAUUAUUAAGAGAGAGUUUGAAAAUGACUUAAUCCCCAAAUGUUCAUUUCUCAGAAAUAAGUUCGUUGAUGUGGUCGUACUGAUAUACUGUCAUUUAAUUUCUGUGAGGUCUGUUUAUAUUUUACUUCAUCAACCUCACUUGUUUAUGUUUGUGAAUCGUCGACAAUAACCUUUUUUUGGUGUCUUAAAAAAACUGCCAUGUGAUACUUCAUCAGCAUCAUCUGUAAUGAGUAAAAAUAACGUAAGCUCUUUAAGGUAGGGUUUUAUCUUCGAGUGCUGUUAGAAUUAAUUCUCGUGUGCGCACUUAAGACUGCUCGUAUUUCAGUUUGCGCAAAUUCCAAGAGGAGAUGGUACUGCUCCGAAUACUGGGAUGCAUUGUUAUAAAUCAAAAGCACAGAAUGUAUUCCGUGAUGCUUCAAGACACUUGCUGUUAAAUAUUUAACGUACAACCGCACUAAAAAAAAAUCACGCGUACCACAUUAAGUAACCUUCCUUGGAGCGCCAUUGAUUACUACGAUUCUAAACUUGAAUCCCCGAAAAGAUCAUGUCCACCCCCCUCCCCCUUGAGGAAGAUCACUAAAAAAUGUUCCUAACUCAAAAAGUCAUUUACAGUGACUCAAAACCCUCCUCUUCUCUCACAAAAUCUCUUACACGCUGCAAAAAAGAGGAAGCCAAUGUGCUUGAAAGCUAAAGCACACAUCCUUAGGAUAAAUUGCUUUCAUAAAUCAUUCAAAAAAAUUUUUUUUAAACUUUUUUCCGUAGGAGACAUGUCUUUUAAAUUCAAUAAAAAGGCCGUGGUAACUGGCGUGAGCUCAGUAGAAGCAGACAAGUUCUUAGUGUACGCCCAAACAGUGAAGAAAGUCUCAUCAGAAAAUAGCUGUGCGCUGGACAGGAAUAUUUUUUGUGUCGACGUUGGGGCGGCGGCAUUCAAAAAACAAUCGAAAAAGGAACGAAAAUGGUUAGAAGAGGAAUUGGAAAAUGCUAAAAUAACUGCUGGGGUCAUUAUAACGGUGAACGGAAAAGAGAGAUACGUCAAGACAGAGGUACGCUAUGACAGGAUCACGUAGGGCAGUAAUGCAUUUUUAUUUUGAAGCGUCGUAAGGAAGGAGGCUGAUAUGUAAGGUGUUUUGUAGUUAAGCCUGCAAACUGAAUGGUGAAGGCAAUCGGUAGUUCUUCGCCCUUAUUUCAGUUGUUCGGUUGACUGUGAAUUGACUUGGCACUUGUUUUUGGCACGCUGGCUCACUGUUAUCAAGAACGACAAACUCUCUUAAAUUUCAGCACCCUCUUUUCAAUUGCAAUGUCUCUUUCGCACCUAUUUUGUCAGUCGUAGUGUCACACAAUAUAGGCAUCGUUGCGUGACGGGCCAUGAAGCGGGCGCGAAGGGGGAUAUCGUUUAGUUGCUCUAAUGAAGUAAUGAUUUAGUCGCGGUGUAAAGCGAAAUAGCAAGAAUUACAUAAGUGCACGACUGUUGCCUGACGUCGGCGCGGUAAAAAAACUCUUAUUAUGAGAUCGUUUAAAAAGAUUCGAAUGCCUACAGAAAUUGUAUUCACGUAACCCUUCUUUUUGUCCUUACUAUAGGUGGAGAAUAUAGAUCACCUGAGACUACUCGGUUCUCAAGCUUUCCAGCUAUUCUGUCCAGCUUUUGGGUCAGUUUCAGACAACGAGAUCUUCAACACAUCAUAUCCAACGGCCUCAAUUGACCAGGCGCGCCGUCUGGUGUGUGCAGAACAGCCGGUACCCAAUUUACGCUGGGUGCAGUGUAAAAACGUUUCAUUAACUUAUAAUCAAACCAAGGGUAUUAAAGAAGCCACCCUUUUGGCUGUUGACAUCGUCCAUAUGGAGCGCGCCGGAAAACUGGUCUCAACUUCGGUUCAACAAACUGUCACCGCUAAGCUUAACUGCAAAACGUUCUUAUCAAAAGUGGACCCUAAAAGUCCGGGCCCCUUUAGUUUUAGCCCCGCUCUUGCCUUGGUAAAGAUGGUGGACGAGGAUGUACCCGCCCCACAACCCCGAUCGUGGGCAGAGAUUGAAACUCUCCUCAUCCAUUAACUAACUGACUUUUUGUUUAAGGGGGGAGGGGGAAAGGCGCACCUGUUGACGUGAAUAAGAAAAUGGCACAAAAAUUGGUGCAGUUUUAUUAUAAAUAUCUUAAAUUUUGUGAAAACGGCGUCCUUCCAAAAUUCCUAAUUCCAAGUAUUUUGUGCAUUUUGACUUAAUUUCUUUGAUUUACCAUCUCAAUCUAUCUCACUUUUCCGGUAUAUUGAACGUAAUUCAUUUUAUACUUGGUGAACAUUUUUAAAACAAUGGAGGAAAAGUGUGAUUAACUAAUCAAAUAAAGUGACAUAACUUAAAUUUUGACCUAAAUGUCCCUUUGUUCAAAGGGGAUUCCCACCAACAUACCAGAUUCAUUUAC
Molecule: messenger RNA, 4830 nt
Organism: Pocillopora meandrina
Lineage: Eukaryota; Metazoa; Cnidaria; Anthozoa; Scleractinia; Pocilloporidae
Source: the annotation of a GenBank genome assembly